AUGGCCUUCCGGGACGUUUCGAAAGAAGCAUUCAUUGGGACUGUCACACUCGGAGUGAUUUUUACUGCGGGAUAUGUGUUCGGAAAGAAGAGACCUUUUAGAAUGAACUGUGGAAAAAGUCACGGCAGUAACGGGGAUAAUAACCCACUGAUGCAGUACAUUCUGCGCCACUCCAUGAGGGAACAUCCUGCCUUGGCUAACCUCAGAGAGAAAACAUUGGAGCAUGACAGAAAUGUAAUGAUGGUCUCCUGCGAACAGUCACAGUUCAUGGCCAAUUUGGCCAGACUGAUCAAAUCCAAGAAGGCCAUCGAGAUCGGAGUGUACACAGGCUACAACACACUAAGCAUAGCAUUAGCGUUGGCUGAUGACGGCGUCAUUGUGGCGUGUGACGUCAAUGAGAAAUAUGCUAAUGUUGGCAAACCCUUCUGGAAGGCGGCAGGAGUGGAAAAGAAAAUUGAUCUUCGCAUUCAGCCAGCAUUGACCACAUUGGAUGAGCUGUUGGCUGCCGGCGAGGCUGAAACGUUUGACUUUGUCUUCAUCGAUGCAGACAAAGUCAACUACGACGCCUACUAUGAAAAGUCUUUACAACUUAUCAGGAAAGGCGGCAUCAUCGCCAUCGACAAUGUCCUUUGGGGCGGAAGCGUGCUAAACCCAUCCCCGAAUGACCUGUCCACGGUGGCCAUCGACAAGCUGAACAAGAAGCUUCAUAGAGACACUCGCAUCAACCUCAGCAUGCUCACAGUAGGAGAUGGCCUAACGCUGGCUUUCAAGCUGUAG
Messenger RNA from Nerophis lumbriciformis (worm pipefish), 777 nucleotides. NCBI's taxonomy places the organism in Eukaryota, Metazoa, Chordata, Actinopteri, Syngnathiformes, Syngnathidae. The record is from RefSeq and is a predicted model, not a curated record.